AUGACGACCGAAGGAAUCAAGCCUCCCCUGCCCCCAUUUACAAUCGAAACCGCACGUCAGAAGGUCAAAGCUGCCCAAGACGCCUGGAAUACCAAGAAUCCGGACCUGGUUAAGAAUGCUUACACACCCGAAUCCAUAUGGAGGAAUCGGGACAAGUUCAUAAGAGGAACUGAUGAGAUCGUUCAGUUUUUGACGGAGAAGUGGAGCGUUGAAAAUGGGUAUCGAUUGAGGAAGGAGUUGUUUGCUUUUACGGAUAAUAAGAUCGCCGUCCAAUUCUGGUACGAAUGGCACGACGCCUCCGGGCAAUGGUGGCGUACCUAUGGCCUGGAAGACUGGACGUUCGCCGAAGAUGGGCGCAUGAGAAAGCGCCAGAUGAGCGGGAACGAUGUCAAAAUUUCCGAUGAAGAGAGAUGGUUUACGGAUGGGGUUGACGUUAAUUCGGUGUCGAUUUCCGAGAAGCAUUGGUAG
This is a messenger RNA of Venustampulla echinocandica, 468 nucleotides long. RefSeq lists its product as uncharacterized. The record is from RefSeq and is a predicted model, not a curated record. Lineage: Eukaryota; Fungi; Ascomycota; Leotiomycetes; Helotiales; Pleuroascaceae. Bases 1 to 468 code for a protein of 155 amino acids. The transcript is spliced from 2 exons.